Echinops telfairi (small Madagascar hedgehog) is the source of this 3559-nucleotide messenger RNA. Its product is annotated as zinc finger protein 160-like. The record is from RefSeq and is a predicted model, not a curated record. Gene Ontology annotation, molecular function: DNA-binding transcription repressor activity, RNA polymerase II-specific. The transcript is spliced from 5 exons. The coding region runs from base 324 to 2330 and encodes 668 amino acids. Lineage: Eukaryota; Metazoa; Chordata; Mammalia; Afrosoricida; Tenrecidae. Gene Ontology annotation, biological process: negative regulation of transcription by RNA polymerase II.
AUGCUGCUCUGUCUAUAACAAGGCUUUACCCUUGCCAGUUCCAGUCACACCUUUUAAACGCCUCACCAUCUUCCAAUUUUACCUCUCCAGCCAGAUCCCUGUGCUAAAACCCCGACUCAUGUGUCCACCUGGCUCCAUGGCAUCUCUGCUGGGGCCUCUCAGAGGUACCUCCGCCUUAAAACAUGCAAGGCUGACCUCCAGAACUUCCCCGAUGGUGUCCGUGGUGCUGUGAAGUGCAGCCCUGAGCUUCCUGGGGCUCAGGUGAACAUCCUGGAUCGACUUCUUCAGACAGACCUUGCUCGAGGAAGGAAGAAGCAUCUGGAAUGGCUCUGUCCCAGGGACUGGUGACCUUCAGGGAUGUGGCCAUCGAGUUCUCUCAGGAGGAGUGGGACUGCCUGGACCCUGCUCAGAGGACUCUGUACAAGGACGUGAUGCUGGAGAACUACAGCAACCUGGUCUCCCUGGGAAUCUCUGUAUCUGAGUUGAAUAUUAUCUCCAUUCUGGAGCCUGGGACAGAUACGUGGACUGUAGAGUCGAGGAAGAAAAGAGCAAAAUACCCAGAUGUCUCACCUAUGUGUACAAUGAAAGUAUUAUCUGCAAAAGAGACCAUUAAUAAAGGAGAGUUUCAUGAAACAGUGAUUCCUGGCAUUGAAGAUGAUGACUUGAGGAAAGUCGGGAAAAACAUACGGGAAUUUGAGAGGCAGUGGGAAGACACCGAGAGAAAGUACAGAGGAAUAGCUAUGACCCGUAACAAGAAUUUCACUUGUAGGGACGGUCAACAUGAUCCAACACCUGUAGGAAACAACUAUACAAAACGUUUUGAAAGUACGAUUGGAUUAAAGUCUCAGUUACAUCUGGAUGAAAUAGAGAGUUGUCCAACUGAAGGCAAAAUGUGUGAUUCCAAUCAAGCCGAGCAGUCUCUCUGCACCAGGUCUUCAGUUUUACCACUUCAAACAGCUUCUCCCAGUGUGAAAGCCAAUAUUCAUAAUAAAUAUGGGGAGGUUUUUAUGCAUCCUUCAUUGGUUACACAACACCAAAAAACACACAUUAGAGAAAAACCGUAUCAUUGUAAUGAAUGUGGGAAGACUUUUAGCCAAAAAGCAACACUUGUUAACCAUCAGAGAAUUCAUACUGGAGAUAAACCUUAUGAAUGUAAUGUAUGUGGGAAGGUCUUUACACAGAAUUCCAACAUUGCGUUUCAUCUAAGAACCCACACUGCCGAGAAACCGUACAAAUGUAGUGAAUGCGGUAAGGCUUUUAUCCAUAACUCAAGCCUUGUGGAUCAUCAGAGAAUUCAUACCGGAGAGAAACCUUUCAAAUGUAAUGAGUGUGGCCAGGCUUUUAUCCGACGGUCACAGCUCUGGGACCACGAGAGGCUUCACACUGGGGAGAAACCGUAUAAAUGUAAUGAAUGUGGCAAAGCCUUUAACCGUGGCCCAAACCUCACUACACACCAGAGAAUCCACACUGGGGAGAAACCUUACAAAUGUCACGUAUGUGGGAAGGUCUUUAAUCAAAAUUCACAUCUUGUGAUUCAUCAGAGAAUUCAUACCGGAGAAAAGCCUUACAAAUGUAACGACUGUGGUAAGGCUUUUAUUUAUAGAUCAAGCUUUGUCAAGCAUCAGAGGAUUCAUACUGGUGAGAAACCUUACAGAUGUAAUGAAUGCGGCAAAGCCUUUACCUGUGGCCAGCACCUUACUAGACAUCUGAGGGUCCAUACUGGAGAGAAACCACACAAAUGUAGUGUGUGUGGCAAGGCAUUUAUCCAAAAAUCAAAACUUGUGCGACAUCAGAGAGUUCAUACCGGAGAGAAACCUUAUAAAUGCACUGAUUGUGGUAAAGAUUUUAUUCAUAGUUCCAGCCUUGUUCAACAUCAGAGAAUCCAUACCGGAGAGAAACCAUACAAGUGUCAUGAGUGUGGCCAGACAUUUUUUACACACUAUCAACUUUGGUAUCAUGAGAUAAUCCAUACUGGAGAGAAACCAUACAAAUGUAACGAGUGUGGCAAAGCCUUUAACCUUGGCUCGACUCUGAAUACACAUCAGAGAAUCCAUACCGGAGAGAAGCCAUACAAAUGUCACGUGUGUGGCAAAGGCUUUAUUCAGAAAUCACAGCUUGCAAAUCAUCUCAGAAUCCAUACUGGAGAGAAACCCUACAGAUGUAAUGAAUGUGGGCAGACUUUUUUUACAGGCUCUCAACUUUGGUCUCAUGAGCGAAUCCAUACCGGAGAGAAACCUUUCAAAUGUAAUGCCUGUGGCAAGUCAUUUAACCGGAGUUUACAACUCACCAGACACCAGAAUAUACACCUUGGGCAAAAAGCCCACAUGUAAUGUCUGCCAAGACAUUUUUCUCUCCCAGAGAUCAAAACUUGAGAAUGUCAGAGAAUCCACAGCAGGUUAACUCUACUUUUAUACUGAGUGUAUCAGAUCAUACAUCCUGGAGAGAAACUUAAUGAAAAUAAGGUGUGGCAGGACUUUUAUCCAAAGUUCUGGCAGUGUGAAUUCAUGCUGUAGAGAAACCUUACAAAUACAGUGACUGUCCGAAGGCAUUUUAUUUUAUUAUUCACCCUUUGGAGGUUAUGAGGAAAUUCAUAUUAGAGUGAAGCUUUAUAAAGGGCGUGUGCCAAGGCCUUUAAAUAGUGAAUUGACUUCAGACAUUCAAUUCUUGAAGGAUACAAACCUUACACAUGAUCAAUGUUGUGAGUCAUUUAACCAGUUCUCACGAUGGACUAUCAGUCCGUAAGAGGUUAGCUUAGUUUCUAAGGCUCACAGAUUAAUCAACAUCAGAUGUUAUAUUUUACAGAAUAAUUGCAUUUCUAAAUCUAUGAAAACUCAAAUAUAUCUCAAAGAAGGAAACACAUGGUAGGAACUCAAUCGUGGUUUUUGGAAAGGAUGACAUUUCUGUGAGUUUCAACUUGGGGUUUGAAAUCUGAUAUACCUGCACACUGACUUUUCAUGUGUCACCAUGAUUCUCUGUGAGAACAGAUCAGUGAGAUGAAAUAUUUAAAUGUGCUUUUGGUUGUCACUAUAUGAGUGACCAAACAGUUACAAAACAAUCUCCACAAAAAAAAGGUUAAAAAAAAACAAUCCCCACAUGUAUAGUUCAAUGGUAUUAAUUACUCAUUGGAUGGAGUUCACUUACUUUUAUAUUCCCUGGGGAAAACAAGGACACUGUAUUUUAAGAUAAACUAUGGAGAAAAGUCCUGUGAAUAUAGGACUGGGUGGAAAACACAGGCUUUGAUAUGCCAUCGGUAUUAAGGUAUUCAAGAACACGUUUAGUAGUUCCUGUGGAUCACAGGGAAGGGGCUCUCUGCCGGCAGAUUAGGACAUGCAGAAACAGAUUUGGUGAGAGCGGAAGGGUGGUUAUUAAGAACAUAAUGAAGGGAAUGAUGGUGAGCUCUCUUGAAUGACAAUAGAUGUCAUAGACAAUAGUAAAGAAAUGUGUUUUCUCAGAAAGUGAAGAGAAACUUUAAUCAGAAGAAUUUAAUCAAAAGGCCAGAAUUAUGCCCAGGAUUACCAUUUAACAUCUGGGAAUGCGUUUUGGUAAUGUUUUAUUUAGA